CGGUGGGCCGGUGAGGAUGCCAGAGCAGGAGCGUUCUCUCCAGAUGUCCCUCGUUUCUCCUCCUCUGUGAAUAAAGAAGCCGCUUGGUGCUGCCAUGCUGCGGGUGGUGGUGGAGUCAGCCAAGGCUCUGCCCAAAAAGAGAGUUGGAAGUCCUGAUCCUAUUGUCUCUGUGAUUUUCAAAGAUGAAAAGAAGAAAACGAAAUCGGUGGACAGUGACGUGAAUCCUGUGUGGAAUGAGGUGCUUGAGUUCGAUCUGAAAGGUGUCGCUCUGGACUCCGGCUCCUACAUCGAUGUGAUUGUGAAGGACUAUGAGACCAUUGGGAAAGACAAGUUCUUGGGUUCUGCCAAGAUCUCCUUGCGAGACCUGGCCUCGGGUCAAGCAAGGUCGCUGCCGUCCAAAAACCUUCCUCUGGCCGAUGAGAGUGGGCAGAGCAUCGGAGCUACGAUCGACAUCGUGAUUGGCUAUGACCCUCCGGCCGGCGCUGCCCGAGGCCCCGGCGACCCUCAGGCCGGAGACUCCACGGGGGACGCUGGAGGUGCAGGCGGUGAGGAAGAAGGAGAAACCGUCCAGGACGGGGGUCAAGCCGAGGCUCCGGGGGCCCCCGCCUCUGGCGUUCAGGGCAGCAGCCUUCGCCAAAAACUGGCCAGGGCACGAAAUCGCCACCGACUUGUGAACAAACCUCAAGAUUUCCAGAUCCGUGUCCGGAUCAUCGAGGCUCGCCAGCUGUCUGGGAACAACAUCAAGCCCGUGGUGAAGGUGAACGUGUGCGGACAGACGCACCGCACCAGGAUCCGGAGGGGAAACAACCCGUUCUUUGACGAGCUGUUCUUCUACAACGUCCACAUGCUGCCCUCGGAUCUGUUCGACCAGAACAUCAGCUUCCGAGUUUAUGAUUCCUACUCUCUCCGAGCCGACAGUCUGAUGGGGGAAUUCAAGCUGGAUGUGGGUUAUGUCUAUGAUGAACCCGCCCACUCCGUCAUGAGGAAGUGGCUCCUGCUGAACGACCCGGACGACUCCAGCUCCGGAGCCAAAGGCUACCUGAAAGUCAGCCUGUUCGUGGUGGGGGCGGGGGACGAGCCUCCGGUGGAGAGGAGGGAGAGUAACGACGACCAGGACGACAUCGAGAGCAACCUGCUGCUGCCGGCGGGCGUGACGCUGCGAUGGGCCACGCUGAUGCUGAAGGUCUUCAGAGCGGAGGACGUCCCCCAGAUGGACGAUGCUUUUGUCCAGACCCUGAAAGGGAUUUUCGGAGGUGAUGAAAACAAGAAAAACCUGGUGGAUCCCUUUCUAGAGGCCCGAUUUGCUGGCAUAAAGUUGCGAACUGAGACCAUUGAGAAGAACGCAAACCCAGAGUGGAACCAAGUACUGAACCUGCAGGUCAAGUUUCCCUCCAUGUGUGAGCGAGUUAAACUGACCGUCUUCGACUGGGAUCGUAUGACAGGAAAUGAUGCUAUUGGCACCACAUACCUGAACCUUGCCAAGAUAGCCUCCUCUGGUGGGGAGAUAGAAGAGGAACAUGCAGAAAAUGGGGAAAUGCCGUCCUAUGAAGCUGCCUCGGGGUCCUCUGAGGUGGGUUUCCUGCCCGUGUUCGGACCCUGCUACGUCAACCUGUACGGCAGCCCCAGAGAGUUCACCGGCCUGCCCGAUCCCUACGAGGAUCUCAACUACGGCAAGGGGGAAGGAGUGGCCUACAGGGGCCGGGUUCUGGUGGAGCUGUCCACCAAGCUGGAGGAGAAGGCAGAGAAGGCCGUGGACAGCAUCCACAGCGACGACAUCCUGGUCACUCAGAAGUACCAGAGGAGGAGGAAAUACUGCCUGUGCGCAGUCUUCCACAGCGCCACCAUGAUCCAGGAGCCGGGCGAACCCAUCCAGUUCGAGGUCAGCAUCGGUAACUACGGCAACAAGCUGGACACCACCUGCAAGCCCCUGGCCUCCACCACCCAGUACAGCUGCGCCGUGUUUGACGGCAAUCACUACUACUACCUGCCCUGGGCCGACACCAAGCCCGUGGUCGUUCUUACCUCAUACUGGGAAGACAUCAGCCACCGCCUGGACUCUGUCAACAUCCUCCUCUGCAUUACUCAUCACCUGCAAUCUAACCUGGAGACUUUCAAAACGGCCAUUUUGGCCAAAGUUCCCGACAACCAGCUGGUAGAGGUGUGGCUCAAGAUGCUCGAUCAGCUGAUUGAAGAUCUAGAAAGCCUCCCCAUGCCUGAGCUGGAGGGUCGCUCCAACCUGACCUCUCUGGACAUCCAGCUGAAGAAGCUGCGAGACAGCGCUCUGGCCAGAAUCAGGGACGGAGCGCGGCGCAUGAGGGAGGAGGCGGCGGAGAUAAAGGACACGCUGCCCGACUUGGAGCUGUGGCUGGACAAGCUUCAGCAGCUGGCUGAGGAGCCCCAGAACAGCAUGCCCGACGUGAUCAUCUGGAUGCUGCGGGGGGAGAAGAGGGUGGCCUACAGUCGCAUUCCGGCCCACCAGGUCCUCUACUCCACCUACAGCGAGCAGGCCUGCGGACGCCACUGCGGAAAGACGCAGACUGUGUUCCUGAAGUACCCCAUGGACAAGACCAAGGGCCUGAAGGUGCCGGUUCAGAUUCGGGUCAACAUGUGGCUGGGUCUGUCUGCGCACGAGAAGAAGUUCAACUCCUUCUCUGAAGGGACCUUCAGCGUGUUUGCCGAGAUGUAUGAGAACCAGGCCCAGGUGUUCGGGAAGUGGGGGACCACGGGGCUGGUGGGCCGCCACAAGUUCUCCGACGUGACGGGCAAGCUGAAGCUGAAGCAGCAGUACUUCAUGCCGCCCAGAGGCUGGGAGUGGGAGGACGAGUGGUUCAUCGACCCGGAGAGGGCCCUGCUGACCGAGGCGGACGCGGGACACACUGAGUUCAUGGACGAGGUCUUCCAGAACGAGACUCGCUUCCCCGGGGGAGAGUGGAAGGCCGCCUCCGAGCCCUUCACCGACGUGAAUGGGGAGAAGAGCCGAAACCCUGCAGAGUUCGACUGUCCUCCGGGCUGGGUGUGGGAGGACGAAUGGACUGUGGACGACAACCGAGCCGUGGACGACCAAGGCUGGGAGUACGGAGUGACCAUCCCCCCUGACGAUAAGCCCCGGUCCUGGGUUCCAGCGGAGAAGGUGUACCACGUCCACCGCAGGAGGCGGCUGGUUCGGCCCCGCAGGAGAGCGGCGCUGCCUGCAGGAGGCGCUAUGGAGAGACGGGAGCAAGGCGACCCCGAAGGCUGGGAGUUCUCCUCCCUGAUCGGCUGGAAGUUUCACAGAAAGGAGCGUUCGUCCGACACGUUCCGCCGCAGACGCUGGAGGAGAAAGAUGGCGCCCGAGGACCGCCUGGGGGCGUCUGCCAUCUUCAAGCUGGAGGGGGCGCUGCAGGGAGUCGAUACGGACGACAAAGAGAAGAGCGGCAAAGCUGCCGCCACCAAGAUGUUCGGCGCCAACACGCCCACCGUGUCCUGCUCCUUCGACAGAUCGUACAUGUACCACCUCCGUGUUUACGUCUAUCAGGCCCAGAGCCUGACAUCGAUGGACAAAGACAGCUUUUCUGAUCCAUAUGCACACGUCUCCUUCCUGCAUGUCAGCAAGACGACGGAGAAGCUCCGGGCGACGCUGAACCCCACCUGGGACCAGACUCUGAUUUUCAACGACAUCCAGAUCUACGGAGACCCUCAGAGCGUCGCCGAACAGCCGCCGGAUGUUGUUCUGGAGUUCUACGACCACGACCAAGUGGGGAAGGAUGAGCUGCUGGGGCGCAGCGUCUGCGUCCCGAUGGUGAAGCUGAACCCCGGCAUGGACGGCUCGCCCAAGCUGCUCUGGCACCCCGUCAUCCAGAGGGGCCAGCAGGCCGGAGAGGCCCUGGUGGCCGCCGAACUCAUCCUGAAAGACAAGGCGGAGGCGGAGCUGCCGCUGGUUCCCCCCAAGAGAGCGGAGAACCUGUACAUGGUUCCUCAGGGAAUCCGGCCCGUGGUGCAGCUCACCGCCGUGGAGAUCCUGGCGUGGGGGCUGAGGAACAUGAGGUCGUACCAGCUGGCCUCGGUGUCUUCCCCCAGCCUGGUGGUGGAGUGCGGCGGCCAGAGGGUGGAGUCCGCCGUCAUCAAAAACAUGAAGAAAAGCCCCAACUUCCCCAGUUCCGUGCUCUUCAUCAGAGUGCUUCUUCCCAAAGAGGAGAUGUACACCCCGCCCAUCGUGCUGAAGGUGAUCGACCACCGUCCGUUCGGCAGGAAGCCGGUGGUGGGCCAGUGCACCAUCACGUCUCUGGAGGCGUUCCGGUGCGACCCGUAUGUCAUCACGGCAGAGGGAGCCAUGGCCUCCAAGAUGGCGCUGAUGAUGGCCACGCCUCACAAAGACGUCUCCAUCGCCAUGGAGGAGUCCAGACCUCUGCUGGAGGCUCAGUUCAUGUACAGCAUGUCUGCUGCUGUGGACAAAAUGGCUUCUGAUCCCACUUCCCACUUUAUGGCAGAGAAGGAAAAAGAGACGGUCGACUGGUGGAGUAAAUUCUACGCUUCGGUCGGAGACCAGGAGAAGUGUCGGCCUUACCUGAAGAAAGGAUACGACACCCUCAAAGUCUAUGACUGCGAGCUGGAAAACGUCCCAGAAUUCAAAGGGCUGACUGACUUCUGCAACACCUUCAAACUCCAGCGAGGAAAGAAUGAGAACGGGGACGACGACCCCACCGUGGUGGGAGAGUUCAAGGGUUCGUUCAAGGUGUACCCCUUACCGGACGACCCCGGCGUUGCCGCUCCGCCCCGUCAGUUCAGGGAGCUGCCGGACAGCGGCCCCCAGGAGUGCCUGGUCAGGGUCUACGUGGUCCGGGCGGUGGACCUGCAGCCCAAAGACAACAACGGCAAAUGUGAUCCGUAUAUCAAGAUCUCUCUGGGAAGAAACUCCAUCGAAGACCGAGACAAUCACAUUCCCAACACCAUCAACCCCGUGUUUGGAAGGAUGUUUGAGAUGACGUGUUUCCUGCCUCAGGACAAGGACCUGAAGAUCUCCGUGUACGACUACGACCUCCUGAGUCGAGACGAGAAGGUGGGCGAGACGGUGAUCGACCUGGAGAACCGCUUCCUGUCCCGAUACAACUCGUACUGCGGCCUGCCGCAGACCUACUGCACCUCCGGGGUCAACCAGUGGAGGGACCAGCUGAAGCCCUCCCAGCUGCUGGACAACCUGGCUCGCCUCAAAGGACUCUCCAAACCCAGGAGCGAAGACAACGGCACGUCGCUCACCUUCAACGGCAAAGAAUACACGCUGGCGGAGUUCGAGAGCAACAGAGAAGUUCACCAGCACUUGGGUCCGACCCACGAGCGUCUGUGUCUGCACGUGUUGAGAAAGCAGGGCCUGGUCCCGGAGCACGUCGAGACCAGGACCCUGUACAGCUCCUUCCAGCCCAAUCUCUCCCAGGGGAGGCUUCAGAUGUGGGUGGAUGUUUUCCCCAAAAGCAUCGGACUGCCUGGACCUCCGUUUGACAUAACGCCGCGCAAACCCAAGAAGUAUUUCCUGCGGGCUGUGAUCUGGAACACCACGGACGUGACUCUGGACGAGACGAGCAUCACUGGGGAGAGCAUGAGCGACAUCUACGUGAAGGGGUGGAUGCCCGGGAUGGAGGAGGACAAGCAGAAGACAGACGUCCACUACAGAUCUCUGGACGGAGACGGGAACUUCAACUGGAGGUUCGUCUUCGACUUCGACUACCUGCCAACCGAGCAGCUCUGCCUGGUGUCCAAGAAGGAACGCUUCUGGAGUCUCGACAAGACGGAGUUCAGGAUUCCUCCGAAGCUCAUCGUUCAGAUCUGGGAUAACGAUAAAUUCUCGCUGGAUGACUACCUCGGCUCCUUGGAGCUGGACCUGCGGAACCUGGUGGCUCCAGCCAAGACCCCAGAGAAGUGCUCCCUGGAAAUGAUGGAGGCAGACGCGGAGCUGGCGGCGGACAAGAAGGAAAACGCCAAGUCCCUGUUUGCUCAGCAGUCAGUCAGAGGCUGGUGGCCCUGCUGCAUCCAGCAGGACGGCCAGAAGGUGCUGGGGGGGAAGGUGGAGAUGACGCUGGAGAUCGUCAGCGAAGCAGCUGCAGACGAGAAGCCGGCGGGAAAAGGACGCGACGAACCCAACAUGAACCCCAAGCUGGACUUCCCCAAGCGGCCUGAAACAUCCUUUUUCUGGUUCACCAACCCCUGCAAGACCAUGAAGUUCAUCGUCUGGAGAAGGUACCGCUGCCUCUUCAUCGCCCUCAUCAUCCUCAUCGUCGUGGUUCUCUUCCUCGCCAUCCUGCUGUACUCACUACCGAACUACAUUUCAAUGAAGAUUGUGAAGCCGUUAGCGUAACUGUGUGGCGUGAAAGGAGCGAAACGUCGACCUGAUCAUGUUAACUGAGCACAAAUACUCCCAGACCCUUUCAGCUCCUGCUGCGUGUGUGUGUGUGUGUGUGUGUGUGUUUGUGUGUGUGUACUGUUUGCAUUUCGAUCAUGGGAAUGGGUGCUUGCUUGCUUGCACUUUAACAACAUAUGAACCACUUUGUGCACAAUAAAGAGCUGUGACGGAGUUUUGACCAACACACCGGACUGUGGGCUUCAAACCGCCAAGAGGAGCAAAUGCUUCUGAUUUUACUGGAAAUAAAUUCAACACAGAACGCAGAGUUAAAGGAUAACACACAAACACACACUACACCAACAUGUGGUCCUGGUGAGACGUUCAGUAAAUAAAUAUAAGUAUUUAGAGAACCUGACACAGCAGGUUAGUGAAGAAGCAUCAGAGACCACAGUGAUCUGAGGUUUAUAGUUGAUACAUGAUGUCCUGGUAUUUAUGCUGUAUGCAGUCCCAUUAUAAGGGUUUCCAUGGCGACCCCGGGGUGUUUUGCCACAUGCAACACACAAACGUUUUGAAAACGCAGCUGCAGAAGUCAGAAAAUAGAUUUAUUGCAUGUUUUAUUCCAAGUUAUGGUGCCAUUAAUCUGGGUAUUGAUACAUUUAUGAAGUGUAAAUUUGAAACAGACGAUCACGAGUAAACAUGUGAAAUGGUUUAACAUGACAAGAUGAGAAACUGUUUGAAUAAGUGAAGAAGUCCCAGUAAUGUAAUGUACAUCCAAAGAACGACAUGACCACCUGAAGAGAUCAUUUCAUUACCACAAAACAAAAAUAUUCCUUUCUCUGUAUUUUAUAAAUACUAAAACUCCUCUCUUAUCACAUUGCAGGGACGGAAGUCC
Messenger RNA from Salarias fasciatus (jewelled blenny), 7202 nucleotides. Its product is annotated as myoferlin-like. Bases 95 to 6325 code for a protein of 2076 amino acids. The record is from RefSeq and is a predicted model, not a curated record. Lineage: Eukaryota; Metazoa; Chordata; Actinopteri; Blenniiformes; Blenniidae. Gene Ontology annotation, cellular component: membrane. The transcript has 55 exons. Gene Ontology annotation, biological process: membrane fusion; plasma membrane organization.